GGAAGUUUCCCUCAGAGCCGCAGGGGACGGCGAAGGGAGCGGUCGCAGGCCCCUUGCGCUCCUCCUUUCUCGCUCCGGAGGUGGACGGCGGCGCCAGGACGGAGGAGAGGCGGCGGAGAGGCCGGGCCCGGCGGCCUCGGAGGGCGAAGAAGGCCCCGCUGAAGGGAGGCGGCGGCGAGGAGGACGGAGAGGACGAGGAAGGGGAAGGGGCCUGGGCCGCCGCCGCCAUGGAGCCCCCCGGGCAGGUCAAGGACCGCAUCCUCGAGAACAUCUCGCUCUCCGUCAAGAAGUUGCAGAGCUACUUUGCCGCCUGCGAGGAUGAGACGCCAGCCAUCAGAAACCACGACACUGUCCUCCAGCGGCUCUGUGAGCACCUUGACCAUGCUUUGCUCUAUGGGCUCCAAGACCUCCCUGCCGGCUACUGGGUGUUGGUGGUCCACUUCACCCGCCGUGAGGCCAUUGAGCAGAUCGAGCUGCUGGAACAUGUGGCCACCAACCUGGGGCGGAGCCGAGCCUGGCUGUACCUGGCCCUCAAUGAGAACUCCUUGGAGAGCUACCUGCGCCUUUUCCAGGAAAACCUGAGUCUGCUGCACAAGUAUUACGUCAAGAACGCACUUGUCUGUAGCCACGACCACCUGACCCUCUUCCUCACACUGGUCUCUGGCCUGGAGUUUAUCCGUUUCGACUUGGACCUGGACGCUCCCUACCUGGACCUGGCGCCUUACAUGCCCGACUACUACAAGCCCCAGUACCUGCUGGACUUUGAGGACCGCCUGCCCGGCUCGGUCCACGGCUCCGACAGCCUCUCGCUCAACUCCUUCAACUCCGUCACCUCCACCAAUCUGGAGUGGGACGACAGCGCCAUCGCUCCCUCCAGUGAGGAUUAUGAUUUUGGCGACGUCUUCCCUGCGGUGCCGUCGGUGCCCACUGCAGCCUGGGAAGACGGAGACCUGACCGACACCCUCAGCUGCCCACGUUCGGUGACCUCGGAGUUGACCACCGGCCGGGCUCUGGCCAAGAGCCCCCAGCAGCAGCAGCCGCAACGCUACAACCCUUUCAACGAGAAGGUGGAGGCCCUCUCCUCCCUUGAGAGCACCCCGGUCCAUUCGGCUGCACACGAGAAAGUGGACAACACCGCUGCGGAAGGGACAGACCAGUCCGAGGGUGGCACGGAGCUGGAGGUCAUCAGGCUGGCGAAGAAGAAGAAGACCGGGAAGAAGAAGAAGGCCCGUCUGGAGGAGGCGGCCCGCUCUGCCCCGGAGGAGGAGGAGGAAGGGGAGGGAGGGGUCCAGAGGGGGGUCCGGGCCGAGCGGCAGGAGGGUCCCACGGAGAGCGCCCGGGCCCCCUCCCCGCCACAGCUAGGCCUCUGCAUCCCUGAGAUGAAGGACACUUCCAUGGAGCGGGUGGGCCGCUCCCUCAGCAAGGUCAUCGACUCCCUGGGGGAUGUUGGUGGUGCAGGGUGGAGUGGCCCUGCAGAAGAAGCCCCUCCCCUCCAGCAGCAGCCCUUUCGGACCGAUGCGCCAGGGGAGACCCCCGCCGAGGGCUCGCCCCCUCCCCCUGGCAGUGGCUUUGGGGAGGGGGCUCUGGCCCCCAUGGACUUCUACCGCUUUACCCUCGAGAGUCCAAACGCUCCUGCGGCAAGUGGUGGCCACCAUGACCCUGCAGGGGAUGGCCAACCGACACAUGUUCCUGGUGGCCCUCAAGCUGCUCCAGAAGAGGAAGGAGGAGGAAGAGGAGGCGGAGAGGGAGAGGCGGCUGGGCCCUCUGUAGCCGGAUGGGCAGAGGAAGCGGAAGAGGGCGAGGAAGGGGAAGCAGGGGCCGCCCCGGAGGAGCCCCUCGACAAACCCAAGGAGGGCCAGGCGAGCCCCUCCCCAAGCAGCGCAGAGGACUCCGGGGUGGAAGAGGGCCAAGGGAGCCCUUCCGAGGCGGCGGGACACCCCUCCGAGUUCAGGGUGGACAACAACCACUUGUUGCUGCUGAUGAUCCACGUCUUCCGGGAGAACGAGGAGCAGCUCUUCAGGAUGAUUCGGAUGAGCACGGGGCACAUGGAGGGGAUGCUGCAGCUGGUCUUCGUGCUGCUCACCGACUGUUACAUCUACCUCAUCCGCAAAGGGGCCGCGGAGAAACCCUACAUGGUGGAGGAGGCCGUUUCCUACAACGAACUGGACUACAUCUCGGUGGGCCUGGAUCAGCAGACGGUGACCUUGGUCUGCACCAAUCGCAGGAAGCAGUUCCUCCUGGAUGCGGCCGACGCCACCCUGACCGAGUUCUUCCUGGUCUCCCUGAAGUCUGCCAUGAUCAAAGGCUGCCGGGAGCCGCCUUAUCCCAGCAUCUUGACGGACGCCACCAUGGAGAAGCUGGCCCUGGCUAAGUUCGUGGCCCAGCAGUCCAAGCGGGAGAUCUCGGAGGUGGUGGUGUGCUUCUACGGCCUGGUUCACUGGGAGGACCCCCUGGAGGAGGGGCAGGGGCCGGCCCCCGCCCCCUACGCUCCCGCCGAGAAUGGCAUCACCAAGGAGGGCGUCCUCAACUACAAGGCUGGCACCAACUACCUGGGCAAGGAGAACUGGAAGCCCUGCUUUGUGGUGCUCAGCAACGGCAUCCUGUACCAGUACCCAGACCGCACUGAUGUCACCCCUCUGCUCUCCAUCAACAUGGGUGGGGAGCAGUGCGGCGGAUGCCGGCGGUCGAACACCACGGAGCGGCCGCAUUCCUUCCAGGUGAUCCUGACCGACCGGCCGGGGCUGGAGCUCAGUGCCGAGAAUGAGGAAGAGAUGGCCGACUGGAUGCAGUACCUGUGCCAGGCCGUCUCCAAAGGGGUCAUCCCGCAAGGAGUGGUCCCCGCGCCCUGUGUGCCCUGCUGCCUGGUGCUGACAGAGCAGAAGCUCUUCACCUGCCACGAGGACUGUCAGACCAGCUUCUUCCGCUCCCUGGGCGCCGCGGAGCUGCCGGACGUGGCCUCCGUCUCCACUGAGGCUGGCCGGGAGUACUGCCUCCUGGAGUUUGCCCAGGACCGCAAGCAGUUCCUGCCCCCCUGGAUCCUCUACUUCAGCUGUUUGGCAGAGCUGGAGCGCUUCCUUUCGGCGCUGGACGCGGCCUGGAGGAACAUCUACCAGGUGGAGCUCUUGCACAAGCGGCUGGAGGAGGCCUCCGUCCGGAAGAAGUGCCAGGACGCCCUGAGCCUCAUCCACAGCUCCUGGCAGCGGAGCGACAGCCUCUGCCGGGGCCGAGCCUCCAGGGACCCCUGGUGUUAGGAAGGGGAGGGGGAGGAGGAGGAAGAUAGGCCUCCAAAGCGCAAAGCGGGGGUGGGUUCAGGGCUGCUGCUUCCCGAACGUGAGGCCCUCUGCCCGGGAGGGCUCCUAGGCCAGGCAGGCCUCGGUUGAGGUGUUGGGCACCCGUCGCCGGGUCCGUCCGUCGGACUGAACGCACGCCGUAACCCCUCAGUGCCACAACAGGGAUUGCAGAACCAGACCUGCCUUGGUGCGGUACAGACUGAGUGCGGAGAAGGAGGCGUAAGGGGUCGAACGCCAGAGCAGCGCCGUUCGUUUACAAGGAAGGAAGGAAGCAGCGGAAUGGGGCUGUCUCGGGGCCCCCUCCUGCAUGCGUCUCCCUCCUCGCCCGAUUUGCACUGCUUCGCCGCCUAACAUUAUGGUACGGCCACACCGGCUUCUUCGCAAGCCCCGUCUAUCUGGGAAGGGCUGGCGAUGGAGUGAGUGGGCCCAUCUCCAAAGAGGUGCAGAUGGCUUGAAUAGCCAGAAGGUGUCACUCUUGAGCCAAACAGAAAGGCCCAUUGAGGCAGCUUCCGAACGAACUGAGUCCGGGAAACAGGCAGAGGGGUUGGGUCUUCAGUUUCCUUGGUGGUGCCCGGGAGUUGUUUUUAUUAAGCUGUUACAUGUUUUUAAACACUUUAACACAACUAGGGCGUUGCUCAUGUACUUCCAUGCAUUCACACGGGGGCCUUUGUGUUUUUGUUUUGUUUUUUUUGCUCCUGGGAGGCGGGGGCCUCUUGGGAAGAUGUUCCUGUACAUAUAUAUAUAUAUAUAUAUAUACCCUCUCGAUUCCAUCCUGUAAUAAAAUGCUGCUUCUGGGUGA
Molecule: messenger RNA, 4089 nt
Organism: Anolis sagrei ordinatus
Lineage: Eukaryota; Metazoa; Chordata; Lepidosauria; Squamata; Anolidae
Gene: PLEKHM2
Product: pleckstrin homology and RUN domain containing M2
Biological process (GO): regulation of protein localization; lysosome localization; Golgi organization
Cellular component (GO): endosome membrane
Molecular function (GO): kinesin binding
Source: RefSeq, a predicted model, not a curated record